Messenger RNA from Arachis ipaensis, 460 nucleotides. NCBI's taxonomy places the organism in Eukaryota, Viridiplantae, Streptophyta, Magnoliopsida, Fabales, Fabaceae. The record is from RefSeq and is a predicted model, not a curated record.
ACACACAUGAAAGAUGGAAGAAAUCCAAAAGGGGGAGAACGGGAAGAAGAAGAGAAGUGAGGGAAGGAAGGAAAGGACGACUCCGCCGCUGUCGUUGUUGAGCAUCAGUGAGAGAGAGAGCUCGAGGAAAAGAGAAAACGCGAUGGAGGAGAGAAGAAGGGGGUGCUUCGUCGCUACUGAAGCUCCAUCGCCAUUGCUAGGGCUUGUUGCCAUCGCCGUUCUGCCACCGUCGGGCUGCUGUGCUGCCGCCGAGGAGCUCGAAGGGAUGUCUCGCUGCCGUCGUGCUCUGUCGCCAAGCCGUUGCGUCGCCGCUCAUCUCUUCUUCACCGUCGCCGCUCAUCACCAUCGUCGUAUCCUCUGUCACCAGUUCGAAAGUGGGUAUGGUUUUGAUAGUGAUGAUAAACUGCAACGGCUAAUUAAGAUAGAGAAGGUAUGUAUCAAUUUUCAAUUGGUUCUGUGA